Molecule: messenger RNA, 734 nt
Organism: Musa acuminata AAA Group (dessert banana)
Lineage: Eukaryota; Viridiplantae; Streptophyta; Magnoliopsida; Zingiberales; Musaceae
Product: cell number regulator 2-like
Exons: 4
Coding region: 61-570 (169 amino acids)
Source: RefSeq, a predicted model, not a curated record
GGAUACCGAGAUCAUCAGCAUAAGUUACGUCUGCUUUUCUCGCAGCUCCGUUCAGUGCCCAUGUAUCCGUCCAAACCAGACGCCUACUACGCCCCGCCGAUGACGGGCGUCCCAGUGACUGCACCUCCAGGGACUUUGCAGGUCCAGUCUCUGGCGAUCGGGCCGUGGUCGACCGGCCUCUGCGACUGCUGCGACGACGUCGGCAACUGCUGCAUCACCUGCUUCUGCCCGUGUAUCACGUUCGGCCAGAUCGCGGAGAUCAUCGACAGAGGAUCCACCUCAUGUGGGGCUAGUGGAGCUCUGUACGCGCUCUUACUGUAUGUGACGGGAUUCCACUCCUUGUACUCCUGCUUCUACCGAUCCAAAUUGAGAGGUCAGUAUGGGCUGAGAGAGGAGCCCUGCGCCGACUGCCUCGUCCACUGUUGCUUCUGCGAGCUGUGCUCUCUCUGCCAGAUGUACCGAGAGCUCAAGCGACGCGGCUUCGAUAUGAACAUAGGUUGGACUGCAAACAUGGAGAGGCAGGGACAAAUUGCAACCUUACCACCGCCGGUACAAGAUAUGAGUCGUUGAUAUAUAUAUGAUGCACUAUAUAUAUAUAUAUAUAUAUUGGCACGAGGAAUAAAACAUAUGGAUUUAGGAUCGUGUGAAAUGUAUUGCGACAGUAUCGUUGCUACUUACCUCUAUGUUGACACAGUCUUCCACUCAAGAAUAAAGCAUAUAGUCAUCGGUCUUCA